CUUAAUAAAUAGAACACAAGCCCAAAAGAAAGAGAAGAAAAACCCAAAAUAAAUUGGGCCAAACACGCCCUAGGGUUUACAUAUUCUUCUUUGCAGCGCGAAACAGAGCAAGCACUCACAGUAGCCGGAUUUUGCAGGUGCAUCUUCUUCUUCCUCAGGUGAGUUGCGAAGAUGUUCACAUCAAGGAAGAAAAUCAGCAAAGAUAAGGGUGCUGAGCCAACUGAAUUUGAGGAAUCGGUUGGACAGGCUUUGUUUGAUCUAGAAAACACAAACCAUGAGUUGAAAAGUGAGCUGAAGGAUUUAUAUAUAAAUUCAGCAGUUCAAAUUGAUGUUUCUGCAAACCGCAAGGCUGUACUUAUCAAUGUUCCCUUCAGAUUGAGGAAGACUUUCCGCAAAGUUCAGGUCAGGCUUGUUAGGGAGCUUGAGAAGAAAUUUAGCGGCAAGGAUGUAAUCCUGAUUGCCACCAGGAGGAUUGUAAGGCCUCCAAAGAAAGGUUCCGCUGCUCAGCGCCCCCGCAGCCGCACACUCACUGCUGUGCACGAGGCAAUUCUGGAGGAUGUCGUAUUUCCUGCUGAGAUUGUUGGAAAGCGUAUUAGAUACCGAGUUGAUGGAUCAAAGAUCAUGAAGGUGUUCUUGGACCCUAAGGAGAGGAACAAUACCGAAUACAAGCUGGAAACAUUUACUGCAGUUUACAGAAAACUUUCAGGCAAAGAUGUUGUGUUUGAGUAUCCCGUUACUGAGGCUUAGGUUCUAGUUUUUGCAGUUUCGAUUUUUUUUUUCAUGAAUUGCAUAUGCUGAAUGUUGCUGGUUAAAUUUUGCUCAAGUUGCCCAUGAUUCUGGAUUUUGUUUGGUGACUUUGAAAUUUUUUUUUGUCUAGUUUAUGAAUGUGGAUCCAAAUUUCUACUUA
This is a messenger RNA of Trifolium pratense (red clover), 907 nucleotides long. RefSeq names its product 40S ribosomal protein S7-1-like. Gene Ontology annotation, biological process: ribosomal small subunit biogenesis; rRNA processing; translation. The transcript has 6 exons. Gene Ontology annotation, molecular function: structural constituent of ribosome. Gene Ontology annotation, cellular component: cytosolic small ribosomal subunit; 90S preribosome; small-subunit processome. Bases 172 to 747 code for a protein of 191 amino acids. NCBI's taxonomy places the organism in Eukaryota, Viridiplantae, Streptophyta, Magnoliopsida, Fabales, Fabaceae. The record is from RefSeq and is a predicted model, not a curated record.